CCUUAUUAAAUGCAUACUUAUUUGAUUCAUUAGCCUAGUUUACACCGCGAGUACCAAAUAUUCAAUACGCGGACCCAAUCCCCUAUUCUCAAACUCAACGUGCGCGAGUUGACAAGUUUACACGUAAAUUAUUCCAAAUUGUGACUUAAUAGGUUUGAGAAUAAUGUAGAGGUUUUAGUCCGCGUACUGAAUAUUUGGUACUCGCGGGGUAAACGUAGCUAUUGAAGGUAUGCGGUCUUAUCACUUUAUUUAUUUUGCAUGUACGCAAAAGAAAUGUUCUGGUUCAUAAAUAUUUUUGUCAGUUGAUUGUUGUUGAAGUGUGCGUAAACGUAAAAUUUCACAAAUUAUGGAAUACCCUGUGUGUGAACUGGCAGAUAUGCAUUUUAUUUAUGGAAGAGCAAACGGAAACGGUCUUUUGGCUAAGCGCUUGUAUGUCCAAAAAUAUCCAAAUCGCAGGGCACCUUCUCACCGGAUAUUUGCGAGAAUUCAUCAGCGCCUAAGAGACACAGGUUCAUUUGGACAUAGAAACCAAGACCGUGGCCGGAACUUGAUGGUACGUACACCUGAUGUUGAGGAGCGCAUUUUAGCACAUGUAGAGGAAGAUCCGGGGAUAUCUGUAAGGAGAAUUGCAGCGCGGGAAAACGUGAGUCGCCAUUCUGUGUGGAUGACUCUUAAGACUCAACUCCUGCAUCCGUAUCACAUCCAAAGGGUACAAGCUCUUGCUCCGGCAGACUAUCCCGCUCGAGUCAUCUUCUGUCGUUGGUUAUUAAGAAAACAGGUACAAGAACCCCUUUUUUUGGCAAAUAUUUUAUGCACGGAUGAAGCUGGGUUUACAAGAAAUGGAAUUUUCAAUUACCAUAAUACACAUCACUGGUCCGAUGAGAACCCUCAUGCUGUUGUGGAAAGUCGACACCAAAUUCGAUUCUCAGUUAAUGUUUGGGCGGGAAUUCUUGGCGAUAGACUUAUUGGACCAUUUUUUCUACCCCCGAGGCUAAAUGGUCAAAGUUACCUUAAUUUUCUAAUACAUGAUCUACCAGCACUUUUGGAGGAAGUUCCCAUAGCACAGAGGCAGAUCACGUAUUUUAUGCAUGAUGGUGCACCAGCUCAUUUUCCGCUAGCGGUGAGGAAUCAUUUAAACCAAGUUUUUGAGAGGUGUUGGAUAGGACGUGGUGGUCCACAAGCUUGGCCAGCAAGAUCACCAGAUCUUAAUCCAUUAGAUUUCUACUUCUGGGACCACUUGAAAACUUUGGUUUACUCAGUGCCGAUUAAUACUGAAGAGCAACUACGUCAACGCAUUAUCGACUGUUCCAAUCAAAUUCGUACAAUCCCAGGGAUAUUCCACAGGGUACGCAGAUCAUGGAGAAGAAGAGCAGAUGUCUGCAUUGAAAUGAAUGGUGGUCACUUUGAACAUUUACUAUGAAUGAAUUAAGAAAUGCAUUAUUUUAAUAAGGAAUUUUGGUAAUUGGUUUAUUUCGUUUUUUAAAGCAAUAAGAUGUUUUAAAAA
Molecule: messenger RNA, 1504 nt
Organism: Anthonomus grandis grandis
Lineage: Eukaryota; Metazoa; Arthropoda; Insecta; Coleoptera; Curculionidae
Exons: 2
Coding region: 347-1420 (357 amino acids)
Molecular function (GO): nucleic acid binding
Source: RefSeq, a predicted model, not a curated record